AGACCCCCCUUCACGAUCGCCACCGCCACGCUCCUCUCGCUCUCUUACAUUCCGCUCUCUCUCUUCCUCGCUUUACCAACCCAGUUGCGGCGGCGGCGGCGAUGGGGGCGUCUGCAACGGAGGACGUGGAGUUCGUGGAGUACGACCUGGAGGACGACGACGACGGCAUGGACGAGGACGACCAGGCCGCGGCCCGCGCGCUCCCCGUGCCCCACAUCGCCACCCCCGCCGUGGCUCGCACCCGGGGACGCCUCCUCGGCCGCAGCCCCUCCAUCCUCUCCUCCAGCCGCGACCGCUUCGACUCCAUCCCUGGCCCCGGCACCUCCCAGCACGGCCCGCAGCGCUCAAUUGAAGGAUGGAUAAUACUCGUCUCAGGAGUCAAAGAAGAUGCGGAAGAAAGUGAUCUAUUCGAUGCUUUCCGUGACUUUGGUCGUGUCAAGGACUUGCAUUUCAAUCUGGAACGCCGCACUGGAUACGGCAAGGGAUAUGCAUUGGUUGAAUAUGAAAGUUUUGAGGAAGCAAAAACUGCAAUCAAAGCAAUGAAUGGGAGGCAGCUGUUAACAAAGACUAUCCAUGUUGAUUGGGCAUUCAACAGAGGUCCUAUACAGAAGGUCAUCAGUACAAGGCCAUCACGUCCACGAUCUAGGACUCCACCUCGCAGGCUUGCUGCCUUGACAUACUGAGGAGUUGCUACGUCUGCAAUCUCGGAGUAGUCGUCUAUGUUUUUGGUAUUUGCCAGGGAUUGCUAGGUCAUAUACUUGUCUUAACCAUCGUCUUGUGGCAGUAAGUGGUGACUGAACAAAUCGUCUAGAAUAUGUGUCCGUACUAAGCUUGUUGUUAGAGCUUCCAAACUUUGAUCUCGAUGGCUUAAUAUUUGAACUGAAAUCAUCCUGCGUUGAGAGAAGCACUUCCGACAGAAACCAAACAUGCUUAAGAUAUCCUACCUUGCAGAAUUUAUGUUUUCUGUUUCUCAA
Brachypodium distachyon (stiff brome) is the source of this 974-nucleotide messenger RNA. Its product is annotated as RNA-binding protein Y14B-like. The coding region runs from base 102 to 683 and encodes 193 amino acids. Gene Ontology annotation, cellular component: nucleus; cytoplasm; exon-exon junction complex. Gene Ontology annotation, biological process: RNA splicing. The record is from RefSeq and is a predicted model, not a curated record. Gene Ontology annotation, molecular function: mRNA binding. The transcript is spliced from 4 exons. NCBI's taxonomy places the organism in Eukaryota, Viridiplantae, Streptophyta, Magnoliopsida, Poales, Poaceae.